Messenger RNA from Solanum pennellii, 1373 nucleotides. Its product is annotated as probable BOI-related E3 ubiquitin-protein ligase 3. The transcript is spliced from 2 exons. Gene Ontology annotation, molecular function: ubiquitin-protein transferase activity. Gene Ontology annotation, biological process: regulation of programmed cell death. The record is from RefSeq and is a predicted model, not a curated record. NCBI's taxonomy places the organism in Eukaryota, Viridiplantae, Streptophyta, Magnoliopsida, Solanales, Solanaceae. Bases 241 to 1212 code for a protein of 323 amino acids.
UCUCAUCCAUCCCCUAAUUUAUUAACUUUUCAAAAAAAUGCAUUUAAUACUCUUUUCUCUCUCUACAACUUCUUUUUGACUUUCCUGUACCCCACUUUCUCUCUCUAUCCACAAAACCAAACGCUUAAAUAAAGGCCGAAACUCCAUUCUUUUUCUCUAGUCGCCACCUCCAAAUCUCUCUCUCUCUGUUUUCUCUCAACAACAACAAAAAAAAAAAAAUCCAUUCACAGAGUGAUUUCAAUGGCAGUUGAGGCAAGACAUCUCAAUCUUUUCACUCAGCAACAGCAGCAAAUGGUUUCGAAUCAAGGGAAUGGGUUUUCGUACAAUACCCAAAUUGUUGGUUCUUCUCUGUUACCGUUACCGACGCCGGAGAAUAGUUUUUUACCGUUUCAUCAGAGUCUGAUGUGUGAUUCGGUUCAGCCAAAAACGUCGGUAAAUACUGAUAGUGGUCUCACUUUCAAUCUUCCUACUAAUGUUAACGCUACCACUGCUGCCGGUGUAGCGGCGACGAGGAAGCGGUCGAGGGAUUCGUUUAAUCAAUUUAAUACUUGUAAUACUACGUCGUUUGUUGGAGAGGACGUUUUGCCACUUCUACAACAGUACCAGUGUGAUAUCGAUCGGAUUAUUUCGCUUCAUACUAAGAAAGUAAGGAUGGAAUUAGAAGAACGGCAGAAACAGCAAGCGAGGGUGUUGGUUGCAGCAAUCGGAGAAGGCGUAUCGAAAAAACUGAAAGAAAAAGACGAACAAAUUCAACGAAUGGGGAAAAUCAACAUGGUUCUACAAGAAAAAGUGAAAAGUCUGUUCGUUGAGAAUCAGUUGUGGAGAGAUUUAGCACAAACAAACGAAGCAACAGCAAAUUCCCUCCGCAACAACUUAGAACAAGUAUUAGCCCACGUCGGCGACGAACGUAUCUCUGCCGGCGGUAACAUCGCCGGAACAGCAGUUGAGGAAGUCGCCGAAUCCUGCUGCGGCAGCAGCGACCACGGGGCAGGGGCGGAAGAGGAGGAUGAAAUCGAAGGCCGGCGCACCAUAGUCGGAGAAGCGCAUGAUAACAGGAUGUGCAAAAGGUGUGGUGAGAGGGAAUCAUGUGUAUUGCUAUUGCCAUGCAGGCAUCUUUGCUUGUGUGCUGUUUGUGGUUCAAGUUUAGUCCAUACAUGCCCUGUAUGCAACUCUAACAUGAAUGCCACUGUGCAUGUUAACAUGUCUUCCUGAUCAAUCAAUCAAAAUCCAAAAAAAAAAAGAUGAAACAAUUUUUAGAAAGAAGAAAAGAAAAUCAUAGAAUUUUGUUGAUGUAGAGAAACUUUUAGAAUUUUAGUUUGUAAAUUUCUUUAGUAAUUUGUAAAAUGAAAAAAUGUUCAUUCUUUUUUUUCUUA